This is a messenger RNA of Aspergillus puulaauensis, 612 nucleotides long. RefSeq names its product DUF4202 domain-containing protein. The transcript has a single exon. The coding region runs from base 1 to 612 and encodes 203 amino acids. Lineage: Eukaryota; Fungi; Ascomycota; Eurotiomycetes; Eurotiales; Aspergillaceae. The record is from RefSeq and is a predicted model, not a curated record.
AUGGCAGACCCCUACCAAAAGACCCUCACCUUAAUCGACGCCGCGCACUCCGCCGACCCUAAACAAGUCACCCCACCUCAAUCUCAAUCCCCAAUACCCUACGAACUUCUCUACGCCAACAAAAUGACAAAAUACCUGUCUCUGCGCUCCCCUUCCGCUUCCGACGCCCUCCGCCUCGCCGUGCGCGCCCAACACCUCCGUCGCUGGGAAGUCCCGCGCACCGACUUCCCGGCCACAAAGAUCGGGUACCACAGCUGGCGCAGCCACCUCGCGCGGCGGCAGGCGGAAAUUGCGCGUGGGUUCUGCGUUGAAGCCGGGUAUGAAGAGCCCUUUGCGGAACGGGUUGCGGCGCUUGUGAGGAAGGAGGGGUUGAAGUCCAGCGGGGAAGAUGCAGACGUGCAGGUUCUUGAGGAUGUUGCUUGUCUUGUGUUUUUGGAGGACCAGCUAGAGGAUUUCCAGAGUGGGUAUGACGAGGAGAAGGUUAUUGGGAUUUUGAGGAGGACUUGGGCCAAGAUGAGUGAGAGGGGGAGGGAAUUGGCUCUGGGGAUGGAGUUGAGUGGGAAGAGUAAGGAGUUGGUUGGGCGGGCUCUUGCGGAUGAUUCUGCUGCUUGA